AUGGCAACAAAGGCUGAAGCUUGUGUUUACUCCGCUCUCAUCUUGGUUGAUGAUGAUGUCGUUGUUACUGGUGAAAAAAUCUCCACCAUUCUUAAAGCCGCUGCCGUUAAUGUAGAGCCAUAUUGGCCAGGUUUAUUCGCAAAGGCUUUGGAAGAUGUGAACGUGCGUGACCUCAUCACGAACAUCGGCGCUGCUGCUUCAGCUGCGGCCCCGGCAGCAGAACCCGCCAAGGAAGAGAUAAAGGAGGAAGAACCUGAGGAGUCUGAUGAUGAUAUGGGCUUCGGUCUCUUUGACCAAAAAGCUUUAUCUUAA
Parnassius mnemosyne (clouded apollo) is the source of this 312-nucleotide messenger RNA. The record is from the annotation of a GenBank genome assembly. Lineage: Eukaryota; Metazoa; Arthropoda; Insecta; Lepidoptera; Papilionidae.